Cryptomeria japonica (Japanese cedar) is the source of this 1555-nucleotide messenger RNA. RefSeq names its product PHD finger protein ING2. Lineage: Eukaryota; Viridiplantae; Streptophyta; Pinopsida; Cupressales; Cupressaceae. The coding region runs from base 333 to 995 and encodes 220 amino acids. Gene Ontology annotation, cellular component: nucleus. The transcript is spliced from 5 exons. The record is from RefSeq and is a predicted model, not a curated record.
AAUUUACAAUAACAUGAUAUCAAAGCCGGUCUGGGUCUGACUCCCUCAUGGGGGCCCAGGAUUUUGAGAGGUUUUUUUUUUUCAUGUUUGUAAUUUGCGAUUAUUUUUGCGUGAGAUAAAAUUUCAAGGGUUUCUUCGUUCUUGAAGAUCACGAAUUUUUUUUAGAUUUUUGCAAAUUUCGGCUUCAUUGCAGAUUCGUGGGUGUGCUUUCCAGAGCAUUGUGAAGGAUUUUUUUGUUAAAAAUCGCGACCCUUUUUUAAUUAAAAGUUUGGGACCCCUUGUUUCAAGUAGCAUCAAAGGGUCUAUGAGCCGCAAUUUUUUAGGUGUCGUAGAUGGUUUGGAUACUUGCGAACCACGUGGAUCUGUUUUCUUCUAUCGCGACGUUUUUUUUUUCUGCAUGGCCUGCAGCUAAGGUUGUGCUAUCCGUGGGUUUGCUCGGCUGUUUUUUGACUGAGUAUUUCUUCCACAUGUUGUCUACGCUUCACGUUUUUUCGUGGCCACGACUUCUGUUAGAAAGCCAUAUAAAAAGACUCGACGAGGACUUGCUUCAGUUUGCAGAGGACCUAAAGCAAGAAGGGAAAAUAGGCCCUGAUGAACCUGCAAUUCUUCCACCAAUCAGCUCAAGGGAGGAAAGGAGGAAAAGUUACUUCUUUACACAACAAGCUAGGAAGCUUGAAUUAAAAACUGAAAGAGAAUGGGAAAAGGAUCGAGAUAGGGAUUUUGAGCUCAUGCCUCCUCCAGGUAGUCACAGAAGGACCAUUCCUGCUCCUGUCGAUGUAGAUCAGCCCAUUGAUCCCAAUGAACCCACAUAUUGUGUCUGUCAUCAGGUUUCUUUUGGAGAUAUGAUUGCCUGUGAUAAUGAGAAUUGUGAAGGUGGAGAAUGGUUUCAUUAUGCAUGUGUUGGUUUAACCCCAGAGACUCGCUUUAAGGGGAAGUGGUACUGUCCCACAUGCAAAAUGCUGCCGCGGAAGGUUGCUUCAGACCCUUCCAUAUGAAAGAAAUAGAUAUAUUUCUCAUAAAAAGUGCAGAUGAUUUAAAAACCUAAAAUGGCAAAGAGGCUAUAUAUAUAUAAUGUCUCCCUUUUUUUAAGUCAUGUCAGAGCCACAAAUGAUUUUAGUUUUUUCUGGAUUUAUGGAAAGUUGGUAUCAUUUUCAAAGGUGCUGCAGGUUGAAAUCUCAAAGAUUAUGGAUAUAUUUUGAAUCUUUCAAAAUGAUGAGACUAUUUUGAACUGGCAGGAUAACAUAUUGAUGAACAUAAGAUUUUCAGUCCAUGGAUAUAAUGUAAAACAACUGUGGAGUUUUUGCAUUAACUUUUUAGAUCAAACUCUUUGAUCAAUUAUCAGGAUGAGAAAGACUGGUAAAAGAAAUGUAGAAAAAGUCCCAUUGGGAGUAUUUUCUCACAAAGAUAACAUAUUAUUUCAAGAAAAGUCUGAUUUUAUAAAUCAAAUAUAUAUUUUUGAUUGGCUAAGAACCUUGUACAUGGCAUGUGGCUGCCAAAAUGUAUAAAAUUUUUCUCCAGUAAAUUUUUUAUAGAACAUGAUGUUAUAUGUUGGGCA